GAUGUGCUCUGCUUUCGCGUCCACGUACACGCUUCUUCAACUGUGCAGUUCCACAUGUAACAUCUCACCACCUCACCCAUCCUCAUACGCUUACUAUGGCUGAUUUUGCGCCGUACCAGGACGUUCCCCCGGAGCGCGAACGUGCGCUCAGCCCCCAGCAGAACAAUGUCCGUUCUCCAACCUUGAGCCCUCGACCAGAGCAACAGCAGCGCCGUGAAUCAGCCAAGAACAUAGGAACAGCAGCAGCGCAAACACCGAUAUCGCCACGGCAUGUAGGCGGUUUCUUUCCACCUGGCGGAGGUUGGGGCGACGGUGAUGUAGAGCACGGUUAUGGCGAUAGAACGGCGGGCUUUGGCAGUGGCGGCGGCGUCGCUCGAGAAGAUGUGGAUCUUUUUGAGACGAGACUGGGAAUCAGGAUGGACUGGGAAGCUUGUCUGGCAUAUUUGUUGCUGCCUCCGGCUGGAGGAGUACUAUUGCUUGUGCUCGAACAUAAGAGCGAUUACGUGCGGUUCCAUGCAUGGCAGUCUUCACUCCUCUUUACGUUUCUCUUUGUUGUACAUAUUAUUUUCUCUUGGAGCAGCAUACUCUCUUGGCUGAUACUAUGCGGCGACCUAUGCCUAAUCGCCAUGUUAACUUUCCGAGCUUAUGUGGAUGCCACAACGCUGGACAGAUAUGAAGUACCCUUUUUCGGCCCGCUCGCGAGUUCGAUACUGGACGACGAGUGAUGCGAGUGACUCGAACCUAAUCUCUUCCAAUACCCUACGAAUAUAUAUCCUUUGCAUCUUCCAUGAAGCCUCUGGCGCAACCUUAGUAUCGAGCGCAUCUGAUCAUUGCACCUCUGCCUGCACAUUCCUGUUCAUAUCCUCCUUCUCGGCAUUGACACUCUUUUUUGUGCUUAUUUAUCAUUUUUCAGAAACAUUGCAUGUUGGCACCUGCAAGUUCCUAAUCCGAACUACUUGUGUAGGUUCCGUAAGCGCGCUAUGAUGCACGAUAUACGCGUUUGUUGAGCCAAUUCAAGAUUCUGGCCACGCGAUUGUUUCUAAGGACGUGAAAGCACAUUCUGCGUUGUGAUUUGACUCAUAUUCUGAGGGCCCAUC
Molecule: messenger RNA, 1097 nt
Organism: Verruconis gallopava
Lineage: Eukaryota; Fungi; Ascomycota; Dothideomycetes; Venturiales; Sympoventuriaceae
Exons: 3
Coding region: 96-725 (209 amino acids)
Source: RefSeq, a predicted model, not a curated record